Messenger RNA from Dicentrarchus labrax (European seabass), 9367 nucleotides. It is a transcript of the gene pde4dip, whose product is annotated as phosphodiesterase 4D interacting protein. Bases 437 to 7033 code for a protein of 2198 amino acids. NCBI's taxonomy places the organism in Eukaryota, Metazoa, Chordata, Actinopteri, Moronidae. The record is from RefSeq and is a predicted model, not a curated record. The transcript has 44 exons. Gene Ontology annotation, cellular component: microtubule organizing center.
CACACACACACACACACACACACACACACACCUAGAGAAGCGUCUGUUUUGGAGCAUGCUGAAACAGAUCACUCUUUCAUGCUGAACCAGGCGGUCUGUGUGUACCUUUGCUCCCCACUGGUGUUUACCUCCUCUCUCGCUCUGCUGCUGCUCUCUGCCACGUCAAAUGACUGCCUGGGUGCUUGGCUCGCUGCUCCGGGAGCCUCGCGGCCAAACAGCCUGACUGUGGUCACUCUGCUCCGGGUCUGAAGAGUCAGAAACUGUACUGGCUGGAAGAUUCCUGCCGGCUCACUGCUCCACUUCCCUGGCUGGGAUUUUGGCCGCGUCUGAGCUCGGAUGUGUUCAAGUCUGUGAGGACCCCGACUCACCUGAGGAGAUACUGGGAGAGCUGCUGUUGGAGCAGCUGGAAUCUGAUUUGUGUUUGUGCAGCUGAAAAAUGAGUGGAUAUCUUUAUAGAGGAAGGCACUGUGGUGCGGAGAAACGGGCCCGGCCCAAGAGCAUCGGACCUAUGAUGGAUUACUCAUGUGAUGAGACAGACAAAGGUCCACCGGUACAGAUGCACAGCCUCAGAGAGUUUGAACAGCACCUGAACGACCUGAAGAAGGAGAACUUCAGCCUGAAGCUCAGGAUCUACUUCCUGGAGGAGAAGAUCCAGCAGAAGUUUGAGGAGAGCAGCGAUGACGUGCACAGGAGGAACAUCGAGUUGAAGGUCGAGGUGGAAAGUCUGAAAAAUGAACUUGAGGAGAAGCAACAACUUUUGGACAAAGCUCUGUCAACAGCAGAGAGCCUGUCCAAUCAGAAUGAAGCAGAGCUGCAGCGCCACCUGGCGGAUCGGCAGGAGGAGAUCAGCCACAUGCAGGAAAUCCUUGAAACCAAAGUUCAGCUGCUACAAGAGGAGGCCGAGCUGGCGCGAGGCGAGGCCGAGCGGAUGGCCGAGCUGGCGGACUCCGAGGCCCAGCGCUGCCUCGCCCUGGAGAGAGAGAUGGUGGAGAGGAUGGAGGAGAGCGGAGGCUCAGGUGGACUGCUUACCCAGCAGGCCCUGGCCCACAAAGACAGGGUGAUCGAGGAGUUGACCCAGCAGAAACAUUUGCUGGGUCUCCGGGUCGAGGAGCUUGAGGUCAAAGUCCACAAUCUUUCCUCCACUCUCAAGAAGACUGGAGGAGAAGCUGAGGGUGAUGGCGAGCGCCGAGUCCACGCACAGAUGCAGAGGCUGAUUGAUGAGCAGCAGGGUCAGCUCAGCCAGUACGAGAGCGCUGCAGGUCAGUGUGUCGGUGAGCUGCAGAAGGCCCAGGACCAGGUCCACUCGCUCCAGGCCAAGAUCAGAGAGAGCGAGACCAGGAACCAGAAGCUGCAGGAGCGCCUCGGUGAGAUGGAGUUGGAGCUGCGUUCGGCCCAGGAGGAAGCCCAGCGACAGGAGAGAAACAUCCAGAACAUCACUGAUACCGUGAACUCCAAGGAGGCACAGGCUGCAGAGCUGUAUCGGGUGAUUGAGGAACAGAAUAAGAUGCUGUGUUCACUCAAAGAGCUCGCCAACCGCAACCAGCUGCAGCAGCUGCAGGUGUCCGGUGCAGAGAGUAUUCGAGGUCAGGGUGAGGUCCUGGCUCUGCAGGCGUCUCUCUUCCAGGCUCAGCUGGAGCUGCAGGCCGGUCAGCGGGCGCAGCAUCAGGCGGCCAGGACGCAGGAGGACCUGAGCCGAGCCCUGCAGAGGCUGGAGAAAGACCUGCAGGGGGCGCUGCAGCACAGGAGGGACACAGAGAGACACAACCAGGACCUGCAGCUGGCUCUGGAGAAGGCUCGAUCAUCCCUGCAGGAGAGAGAGGAGCAGCUGAGUGAGCGUGAGAGGGAGAGGCAGAGGCGGGACGAGGAGAGAGAGAAGACCAUCAGAAAGCUGAGGACGUCCCUGCUGUCCAAAGAGCAGCUGAUAGAGGACUGUGAGCUGCUGGAGGAUCCGAAGGAGAAGAGAGACUCUCUGCUUCAGAAACUCCGCCAGCGUAUCAAGGAGAGAGACCGAGCUCUGGAGCGAGCGGUGGACGAGAAGUUCCGCUGCGUGGAGGAGAAAGAGGAGGAGGCUCGUCGGCUUCAGCUGCUGCUCAGAGAGAAGGAGAGAGACCUGGAGAGGCAGCGCUGCGUCCUGGCCAACAACGAGGAGACCAUCACGAGCCUCGAGGUGCUGGUGCGAGGGAAGGCUCUGGAGCUGGAGCAGGUGUGCGACGCCUGGAGGAACGUCCAGCGGCAGCAGCAGGACAGCGAAGAGAGACAGAGCCGCAUCCUUCGAGAGAGAGACGCCAUCAUCGGUCAGCUGCAGGCGGCGCUGCACGCUCGCACGCAGGAAGCCCAGGACCUGCGCUGCUCCGUACUGGCUCAGAUCCAAUCUGCUCCCAGCGACGUCCUGGAGGAGCUGAAGGUCCGCCUCCAGCUCAAAGACCGCCUCUUCCAGGAAGUGCUGGCCGACCGUACACACCAGGCCCAGGAGCACCAGGAGCAGGUGCAGGGUCUGCUCAGAACCAUCGGCUCCAGGGACCAGUACAUCCAGGACUCCGCGAGCCGCCACGGGGAGGUGAUGACCGAGCAGACGGCGAGGCUCCAGGAGCUCCGCAGGCAGCUGAGCUCAGCUGUCGGAUCGAGGCCUGAUCCUGGAGCGGACCUGGCUGUGGAGCUCCAGGCCGUGCAGGAGGAGCUGCGUCUGGCUCUGAGGAGGGAGAAGGAGAGCCAGGAGCUGAGCUGGAGUCAGGCUACCAGGGUGGACUCCCUCACCAGGACCCUGCAUGUGAAGGAGGAGAUCAUCAGGGACUUCCAGAGGCAGUUGGUGGAGCCCUCAGGUCUCCCGCUGGUGGAGCGGUUGACCCAGGAGCUUCAGGAGCUGAGGGAGAGCCUGGGGCAGCAGGACGGUCCCCCAGUCAGAGGCCCCAUCCCGGGCCGCGACCGGCCCAACAGCAGGCAGCCUGAGUUUGGAGAACUGAGCUCGGAGGACGAAGACGAGGACGAUCUGAACAGCGAGUACACUGAGAGCGUUGAUGAAGAUGAGUCCAAGGGCUCUGGAGGAACAGGAAAGGCUCCGUCCCAGGAUCUGUUAUUCGAAGGUCAGGGACUGAUGGAGGUCAAACAGCUGGUGGAGCAGAAGAGGGCGGUGGAGAGAGAGCUGGGAGAGCUGAAGGCUCAGCUGGAGAAGGCCGGCUUCUCCUCUCUGUCACAGAUGAGGAAAGCUCUGUUCAGCCUGCGAGCGGAGAACGGAGAUUUAAAGCUUCAGCUGACUGAAGGGCUGCAGCCCGGCGGGAAACAGAGCGAGGGACAGAAGGUGCUAGACGGCGAAGAGGAGGAGGAGGAGGAGGAGGAGGAGGAGGAGCUGGAUGUGACCAUAGAAGGGGUGGAGGAGGAAGAAGAGGAUAUCUCUGAGCUGUGGGACGCCUGGGACGGCGAGCUGACUCUGUCACAGACCAACAUCCAGAUGAGUGACGAGAGGAAGAAGACAGCCAACAGGCCUGAGACGCUGCGCCUCGUCCCCAGCUCCUCACAGGUCGGUACAGAUGGCGAGGCGUCGGCCGGCCAGCAGCAGGGCGCCGUGAUGAGCGAGAAGACGGUGCGUCUGCAGCAGAAGAGCCAGGAGCUGAGGGAGAGACUGAUGGUGUCUGAAGCCACAGUGCAGGCUCAGGCCGAGCAGCUCAAAGACUACAGAGAGCUGCUCACGGAGACCUCCGUGCAGCAGGACAGUAAGCAGAUCCAGGUGGACCUGCAGGACCUGGGCUACGAGACCUGCGGCCGCAGCGAGAACGAGGCCGAGAGGGAAGACACCAGCAGCCCGGAGUUUGAUGACCUGGAGAUGUGUACGUCUCUGGACUGUGGUUCCCAGUGGUGGCCCGCCAACAGCAGCAGCAGCAGCUCCACCUUCACUAAAACCACCGCCGCCACCCAGAGCGAUGGAGACGAGUCGUCCCUGCAGCGCCUCGUCGAGGACCUUCGCUCCCAGCUGUCCCGCUCUCAGGCUGUGAUCCGCGGCCUCCAGAGCCGGCUCCGCUCCCUCUCAACAUCCAGCGACUGCACGCCCUCCACGCCCCGCAAGGUCAACUGGUCCUUCCAGGCUUCACCCUCCCAGAGCGGGGCGGAGGACGACGAGGGCUGGCAGUCAUCCGACGGAGGGCCCCUGGCUUCCCCCCGGCACCCUCACCCAGACAAGGGCCUGCAGGCUCUGGUGUCCCGUGUGGACGCACUGGAGGACCAGCUGAGGAAGGGAGGCAAAAAGUCUGUCAGUGAGGACGGAAAGUCUGCCACCUGGCCGGGUAAAUUCGACACUCUGAUCCAGACUCAGGCCAGAGAGCUGUCUCACCUCCGCCAGCGGCUGAGGGAGGGUCGGGGGGUGUGCAACAUCCUCACCCAGCACCUGGGAGACACCACCAAGGCCUUCGAGGAGCUGCUGAGGGCCAACGACAUCGACUACUACAUGGGCCAGAGCUUCCGGGACCAGCUGGCUCAGAGCGGCGCUCUGGCACAGCGAGUCUGCGCCAAGAUCAGCGGACGAGAUCACCCCGAAGAUCCAGAUGAGAAGACAGAGCUGCUCGCCAUCCGGCUCAGUAAGGAGCUGCAGCAGAAGGACAAGGUCAUCGAGUCUCUUCGUGCCAAACUCAACCAGCAUCACCACCAUCAUCACCGCUCCGACACGCCCUGCAGCAGCCGCGCCCUCUCCGACACCAGCGACCAAUCAGAUCGCAUCUCCUACGUGUCCGAUGAGCACGGAUCCACGAACGAGGACCUGGAGCUUUGCUCUGACGUGGACGCUGCCAGCGAGCUCGGCCAGAAGGAAACACGGACUUCUACCAGACUCAGCACAGAUUGCCACUCUCACAGUGGCACCCUGUCACGUCACCCGUCUGUCCCUCCAUCCACCACCUCCUCCUCCCACAGAGCCCAGUCCUGCCUCAGCUGUCCCAGCAUGCAAUGCCCCAGCUUGCCACACAAACCCGCAGACAUGCAGAGUCAGACAGCUCCAGCCCCAGGCUUCACCUCUACCCCCUCUUUCCACCCUCCGCCCUCCUCCUUCCAUCCUCACCCUACAACCUUGCGAACCCGUUACCAAGGCAACGGGGGCGUGGGUUUCUCCCUGGCCGAGGUCCAUCAGGAGCUGCAGAUGUUACAGAGGCAGCUGGGAGACAAUGAAAGGUUUUCCACUCCCCAGUCCAAACAUCUUCAGGGGUUCCCGUUUGCCCACCAGCAGUCCGACUCCUCGGCCUUCCUGCCUCUCUCCUACCACGCAUACCAGCCUUCUCCUUUCAGCAGCGCUGCCAGCAGCAGUCUGGAUGCCAGCUCAGCAAUGAAAGCUGGGGCUAGUCUGCUGGAGAGCAGUGCAUUGUGGGAUAUGACCUACAGUACCCGACCAGUGAAAGUGGGAGCUGACCUGUCUUCAGGAUCCUCGGGGUACCAGUCAGGCACCAGCAACACAGGUUCAGACCUGAUGAAGGAGCACCUGAGAGAGAUCAGGAGUCUGAGACAGAGACUGGAGGACUCCAUCCAGACCAACGAUCGCCUCCGACAGCAACUGGAGGAGAGGCUGGCCCGCACCGCCACUGAGAAAGGUGCUCCUACCAACAUCUACAUCCAGGGUCUGGACUCCGUCGGCCAGCUCUCCAGUGAGAUCCGACUGCUGAAGGAGGAGAACGUCAGUCUGCAGAACCAGCUGAAGCAGAUCACCAAAGAGGGCAGCAAGGAGGCGGAGCAGCUGAGGGAGGCGGCGCUCCUGGAGCGGGCCAGGUUGAAGGAGGCGGAGCUAGAGGCUGAGAGGUGGGCGGAGCAAAGCAGGAAGCUGCAAACUGAGGCUGAAGCUCGCAACCAAGAGGUUUCACAACUGAAACAGGACAGACAGCGGAGCCAGGAAGCCAUCAACAGACUCCAGCAUGAGGUGAGCGUCCUCCAGCAGCAGCUGUGUGAGAGCCGCAGUCUGGUCCACGCUCUUCAGUGUGAGCUGCAGGUGUACAAGAGAGUGUGUGGAGUCCCCGCAGACACACACUCAGGUAGGAGGGAGCUGUAUGAACUUCCAGAGACAAAAUGUCAGGCCAGCGACGGUGCCCACCUCGAUCACGGCACUGCGACCUUUGACCCCAGAGAGCUGCACAUUCAGCUGGAGCAGCAGCUGAGCAGACAGGCCGACACGCAGCCUCGGUCCAGGAGACAGCUCUUCAGCGACAACGUUCCCUCCCCGCCGGUGAGAGACACUGGACUCGUCAGUCCUUCCUCUCCUCUACAUCCUGCACAGAAACACGCAGGAGGAGCAGCUGGUCAAGCAGCCUCGGCCCUGCAGGGCGGAGCUCCAGACGGCUCAUUUGCUCACCGUGAUGGCCGCCACGCUGUGGGCCACAUUGAUGACUUCAAGGCUCUGCAGCAGCAGAUCCUGGAGGGCGCCGCUGUCCUCCGCAACAUGGAGGCCGUUCUCUACUCCCCGAGCACCUCGAAGGAGUUCAGCCUUCAUCAGCCUUCAGACUCAGGUUCUGUCAGGAAGCUUCUGUCCGACACUAAAACCCUGCGACAGAUCCUGGAGGAGGCCGACUCUCUGCUGCGGAUGUUCUGGAGAGCAGCUCUGCCAAACGUUGAGGAAACCAAACAGGAUCAGUCUCUGAGGGAGGAGGUCGUUUCUCUCCGUCUGAGGCUCUCGGAGCGAGAAGAGGCUCUAAAGGACGCCAUGGAGAGAGUGAAGAGCUCCAACCGCACCAAAGAUAGCAUGGAGCACUUUAUAGUCAGCCAGCUGUCGAGAACACAGGACGUGUUGAGGAAAGCCAAGACGAACUUACAGGAGAACGAGCUCAGGAUUUCCUCCCUUCACCGUGCCUCUUUCUCCAUUCCUCCUUCCUCCUCCUCCUUUUCCUCCUCCUCCUCUUCCUCACAUCCCUGGCCUGGUAAAGCUGAAAACGCAGGACGCUUCUGUGAGCUCGCCUUCUCUCCUGGUUGGGGUGUCGUGAAGCCCCUGACCUCCUCCAUCUCCUCCUCCCCUGCUGUCCUGGGACCGGCUCACCGCCACCACCAGCGCCCCCUGCAGUCAGCCUUCCUGUAGUGCACCAGCCACCAAGUCCCUCAUCGACAUCUGCUGUUCAAACAGAAAAAUGCUGGAAAUUCUGCCUCUCUUAUUGGCCGGAGAAACAUUUCAGUUGAGUGACGUCUGAGCGUUGCUGAUGGUUUUAAGAAUGUGAAUGACUGUAAUUAUUUUAAUAAUGUGUGUAGGUGUUAGGAGGGCGUUUGUUGAGGCAACUGAAGUGUUUUUUUCUCAUUUAAAUGAGACCAGACUGAGUUUGGCUGAAGUUGGCUUAUGAUUCAUAGCUUCUGAUGAAGCCUUUCUUUUUUCACAAAUAAAAUCAAAAGUUAAUUUAGAGUCAGUUUACUCCAGGUUUGAUGAACCUAACCACAGCGGUUUGUAGCGCAGACCUGGUUUAAUGUAGUUUAGGCAGUUAAAAAAGGUUUUUCCUAAAUCUGAAUGUCUCAUAACCAGGGGCGGAGGCAAAGCAAGGGGGGCUUCUGGGGUUCUAGCCCCAAAUGUUUUAGGCUUUUAAAAAAAACGUUGGUAAUUUCACUUCAGUUUCUCUGGGCCAGAAAAUCAACUGAGCAAAAGGCUCUAAAAGAUGAUUUUUCCCCUGGACAACUAUCGUGUUUUACAGAUUUUUAGGCGUCCUUUUGUCUCAACUGACUUUAAAAGUGCGUAAAGCUGCUGGAGAGGGGAAGAAACUCUCCCCUGGACCCCCCCUAAGUUUGAGCUCCCUCCCUAAAACACCCUCAUGGGAGGAAAUAUUGUCCCUUAACUCAUAAAUCUGAAGCUCCGGAUCAGAAGCCGACUCCAGCCUCGUACUUCAGCAGGGAUUCAAGACACAAAAAAUCCCCCUGAUGCCAGCAGGAACGGGGCUUUAAAACAAAAAAAAGCCAAAACCAAACUGCAAAGUGCUUCCUGUCAGCCUCCGCGGAGGCUCGUGUUUGUAGUUAGCGUGUAGAAUAGUUGCAUGUGGUUUGAGCAGCUCGUGGAAACAAAGCCAUACUCUCUCUGACGGGACAGUAGAUAUGUUUUUGUUUUGUGGCCAACUACUGAUAAAAUAUGGAAAAUACUAGAACGACCAAUAGACAUUUGGGUCAGAUAGCCGGUAGAUAAAACACAGAUUUAGGGAUUUGUUUUCCCCCUCAUUGUUCUCAGACUCCAGAGUGUCGCUGUUAAAUGUGGAGUGAGUUCUCUUCAGAUAUUUAAGAUGAAUAUGGGUCCAACCCAGUUGUUCCUGCUGAAACCUGCAGUGUUUGAAAGCCUUAGUAAAGCAGAGUAAAUACAAACAUGCACACGUUACAGGCGGCACUCAUCGAGCUGCCUUCGGUAACCUGUCACACGAAAAGAAAUUCAUUUUAUAGUGAACGGUCCAAGAGAGAUGACAUUUCAUUUUGUGUAACCAGAAAUAUGGACCACACUUUUAUCUCUUUGGGUUGUUUUAUUUUUUUUUUUUUAAAUCUCCUUUUUGUUGUUUUUUAUUUUUAUUUUGCUAAAUUUGUGGAUUUUUUUUAAUGUUUUGAAUUUUCCCUCAAGAUGAUAAUCACUUUUAAAGAGACAAUCGUCAAGGGAUAAAACAUCUGUACGUCCAGAUGUUUUCUUCAGAGCUGCUGCAGGAUUCGUGACGCUCACUGUGCAAAAGAGACUUUUCUGAAACUGGGUGUUUUACACUGGCUAACUCCACGUUUUCUUUCCGUUGUAGUUUCUCCUUUGUUUCCCUGUAAAGUAGGUUUUCUGUUUCUUGUGCAUGAACUGAGGCUUCACUGCCCUCUAAUACUUUCACUGAAAUAUGCAAUUUUUUGGGUUACUGUGCAAUAAUAGCCUUCGUGGUUGCUUUUUUGUGGACGUUUUUAGGCCCUGGGUAUCAAAGUGCCAUGUCAUCUGUUUUAGCUCUGGAGCUGAAUUAAUUUAAACAAACUGACUCUUUUUGGAUGAAUGCGUCCAGAUUUGUGACAAUCAAUUUAAUGGCCCACUCGUUUUUUGGCUUCAUAUGAAUCAGAGUUUUAUACACAAUGUGGAAACAGGCAAAGAAACGGCACUGUAAUGUGUUUAUGAAGCAAUAAGAUCAACCAAAGUGAACAACGUGUACGUUGUCGAAUCAGGUGUAAAAUGAUCAAGUAUUUAAAUGUAAUUCCCCACAGGUCAGAGGUCAAACUUUAGUGUCUUUCUGUAGCGUCUGUGUGGGUUUUAGGAACCACGUCUCAUGUAUGUACAUAUUAAAGGGAGUGUGUACGUCAGUGCAAGUUCUUUUAUUUGUUGUUGUUGCUGUUCAACAAAGACCAGCUGUAUUUUUAUGCAUGUUCUCUUUAUUAAAAAAAUGUUUUUGGGGUAAAAGAAAAGAUCCUUUUUAAUAAAAGAGGACAAAAACAA